AUGUUGUCAGCUGAUUGGCGUUCAAUUAUUGGUGAGUGGGUUAACCUAGAAAUCGCGUUUUUUUGGCGAGACGCGCGCAUACUUUAGAUCUCCCCAUUCGAAUCUGUUAUCAUUUCCCUUUUCCUUUUCUUUCCCCUUUUCCUCUUUCCCUUUCCAAAACAGUUCUUUUGUCGAGGGGCAAAGUCCGAACUUUUCAGCGAUUUACACAGCGGUUCCCUCAGCGAAUUGUCACGCCUUCUCAUCUUGUAUUGUUUACUCACUUACCAUCAGCUACUGCCCGCCCCUUACCAUGACCGGGAAGGUGCGCGCGCCCGUCUCCAGUACGGUCCCCUCUUCUUGUUUCUGUUUCGGUGCACGCUGGGUUCGUCUUCGUUUCUACGCGUUUGCAAACUUGAUAAUCAAACAGUGAUUUGUGUGGCGUCUCUGAACAGAACAGUUCACUUUUGGGCAGCGACAUCGACUUCCCAUCUGCCGCCAUCCAUUACACAGUCGCAAGAUGUUUCAGUCCCUCUCUCUCUCCCCACUUUUCUCUUUGUUUCCUCCAAUUGGUUCGCUUGGUUAUAUUAUCGUUCUCGAACUUGUUUACAGCUUGAAACGACGAAUAGGCAACAAGGGAAGUGAUUGUACGGGACCUUUUUCGUAUCCCUUACUGAUCUUUGAAAAUUAGACAGAUAUUCUUUGAUCCUCUCUCCCGGGGUUACUGUAGACUCCCCGCUUUUACUGAACAUGGCGAUGAAAAAGCGUUUUUAUUUUUUUCCAAAAAAAAGGUAAAAGAUAGAUAGCGGCAAAAUCAGCAUAUCAAUAGCCGCCACAUCACAAUACCAAAACACCUGGUUUUUAACCUGCACCGAACAAAAACUUUUCGAAAAUUAAAAAAAUAGGACUUUCUUGAACACACCCAACAAGCGGUUUGCGGAAAAAUUUUCGGUUUUUUCUCGGAAUUUUCUGAAAUUUUAGGAAUAACUUUUCCACACACGCUGUAGACGUGUCCAAGAAAAUCUGUGGCCCCAGUUUUUUGCUGCUUCGAAAGGGCGAAGAGGGAGGGAGGGCAAAUGACGAGUGAAUAUCUUUUCUCGGGCACUUGCAAAUCACAUGCAAAGAGAGUGACACUGUCUGGUACAUAUGUAUGCUGUGGAAGUCUGUCGAAGGUUCUGGCGCGGGCCCCCACUUUCUUUAGCUCUCUCGGCAGUGAUGGUCGCACAACACGCACUCCCGUCGAGUCACAUUAGCCAACUCUAUGCAAAUCUAGUCUAGUUUCUCACUUUUUCUGACGUGUUCCCUUUCUCCUAGAAAUCAACAGUUGCCGUGUAACGUCAUUUCACGAACUAUUCUAUUUCAAGAGCCUUUUCUGCAAAAAAAAUGUUUCCCUUCGGCCUCCUCGGGCGUUUUCCUCAAGAUACCGUCUCUAUAGACCAUCAGCGCCCGCGGGGGCCGCAGCGUCGCCGUUCCUCAUGGUGCCAGGCGCCUUGAGCAAGUGCGAACCAUUUAUGAUUGUCGUUACUCUUUCCUCCGUGUGCUUAAGAUACUAAAAAGGCGAUAGGAGAGAGAGACACCGCUUGAUGCUCGUCGGGCCAUCAUCGGUGGGAAAAAAGAGACGAACAUAAGGGCAGGAAGAGGCUCAGUCUUCCGCCUUUCCUCGAUUUUUGUUGGGAAUCGACCUGAUCAGUUCCGAAAUUCGUGCUUUUUCGAAAAACGAAUAGAAAGCAGAAAUGCGAAACUGAACAGAAAUCAGCAUAUCAAUAGCUGCCACGGUGUCAGCUAUUGACUGCAGCUAUUUCAAUCGGGUUUUUGACCUCUGGUUUGAGAUCUAUGGCCGGGAGGAAUAAAAGGAAAGGGGAAGAGCAGCCUUUCUUCUCACUUUUCCAUUUCAAUCCUCCGGAAGUUCAUCGUUCCCCCACACAAAAUAAAGGGAAGGGUCGUUCACAUUUCUUCGUGAUUCCAAUAUCAAUUCCCAUGAACGGCCGUUCGUCUCGCUUCUCGCAUCGCCCACACAGAGCCCUCCCCCGCAAUGAAAUUUGCAUUAUUCAAUUUCGAUGGUUUUGUUUCGCGGCGAGCCUAUAAAACGAUUCGAUUCCCAUGCGAUCGGCAGUUGUCGGCCGAUUUCGAUCGAACACCGACCCGCUCGCUUUUCCCCUCUCUCUGCAGCUUCGGCUGCCUUCCCGUUUUCUUCCAAUCAUUACCAUUUCUACAGGCUUGUGCACAAGUCUUCGUGGGUCUACAUCUGCAACGAUGAAGUCGUCUUCUAUUGGUCGUGGACUCGUUCAGUCGAAAGCUGUCUCCAACCUCGCUACGUACCUGGAACAGCAAAUCAACGGAACCGAUGAGGAAUCUCUGAAGGAGAGGAACAUUCAGGUGAGGAAGAAGGCAAUGUUCACGGUCAAAUCGGUCUUCUAGGAGGUCGUGUCUUGCCCGCGUCCAACUGCUCCGCCACCGAAUUCGAAAGACUGGGUGUCUCCUCCGACCGUGAAGCCGGUCAGUUCAGAACUCUAAAAUCUCUAAAAACCCAUCAACUUUGCAGGCUCUCGUCUCUUGCCCGCUCCCGACCGCUCCGCCACCGGGACACAACUAUGGGGAAUUGUAUGGACCAUACGAGGCGAUCAUGAUGCAAGUCAGUUCUGAGAACACGUCCGAAAUAGAGUCUAGUCGAGGGAGCAUGCGAAAUCAAAAUUGACCGAUUUGAAGUAGAAACAGAUAGAACGUAUUGUAUUGUAGCCUAUCCUGUCUGGCCAGCUCCCGAUCACUCCGCCACCGGGACAACAGAUCGUUGUUGGCAUUUUUCAGCAGGUCCGUUUGAAAUUUCUGAGAGCGUUACUGCAACCGAGUAUUGCAGAUGCGGCAGAUCCGCGCCGCGACUGCUCCGGCAUCGGGGUUUGGGCUACUGAGCGCUGCUCAGACUGCCCAGCAGGUAGUUAACAUUAGAGCACUUAGAACGAACAAUAGUACUGCAGAUCCGCGUUUCAUCUGCUCGUGCAACGACUCCUCCGCCGGGGUUUGAGCUGCCGAGCGCUGCUCGGGGUGCUCAGCAGGUAGUUCCGAUUAAAGCGCUUGGAACGAACGAAAGUAUUGCAGAUUCCCGUUUCAUCUGCUCGUGCAACGACUCCUCCGCCGGGGUUUGAGCUGCCGAGCGCUGCUCGGGGUGCUCAGCAGGUAGUUCCGAUUAAAGCGCUUGGAACGAACGAAAGUAUUGCAGAUUCCCGUUUCAUCUGCUCGUGCUACAACUCCGCCACCGGGGUUUGAACAGUCGAGCGCUGCUCGGGAUGCUCAGCAGGUAGUUCCGAUUAAAGCGCUUGGAACGAACGAAAGUAUUGCAGAUCCCCGUUUCAUCUGCUCGUGCAACGACUCCUCCGCCGGGGUUUGAGCUGCCGAGCGCUGCUCGGGGUGCUCAGCAGGUAGUUCCGAUUAAAGCGCUUGGAACGAACGAAAGUAUUGCAGAUUCCCGUUUCAUCUGCUCGUGCUACAACUCCGCCACCGGGGUUUGAACAGUCGAGCGCUGCUCGGGAUGCUCAGCAGGUAGUUCCGAUUAAAGCGCUUGGAACGAACGAAAGUAUUGCAGAUCCCCGUUUCAUCUGCUCGUGCAACGACUCCUCCGCCGGGGUUUGAGCUGCCGAGAGCUGCUCAGGGUGCCCAGCAGGUAGUUCACAUCAGAGCACUUGGAACAAACAAAAGUAUUGCAGACCGGCGUGUCAUCUGCCCGUACAACCACUCCUCCGCCGGGGUUUGAGAACGGCAUCGCUCCGGUUAGUUACUCGUGAAAAUGAAAUAAAUUGGGUGUGUUCUUUGAUCGCGAAUACAUAAUAAUCAUUCUCGUCGAUUUAUGCAAACUGUGUGAACGUCUUGUCUAUUCGCAUUUGAAUUCUGCACCUUCUUAGGCUGCCGCCGCGCCGCUACCGGCCGUGGUGAACAACGAGGACGCGAUUUCUAUGCUGCUCGACAACGAGCCAAGCCGAAACUGGGUAAGAGAUCAAAGAUUCUAGCAAAUUGCGAUUGAUUGAGGCAAGAUUGACUGUUUCAGGCCUCCACACGUGAGGAAGAGUCGCGUAUUCGCUGUCUCGCCUGGUUGGUGGCGUGCUUCCCACGUGUAAGUAUCUAUUUAGCUCUAAACAGCUCACUUAUCACAUGUUUCAGUCGCCGAGCAGAAAGAGAGAGCCGCUUCUGGUUCUUCCGGGCGUGAGCACCGAGCCUCCGGUCAGUUUUAGACUAACUUUUCUAUUCCCCCGCGAGAAUUAAAAUUUUCACUCUUUUGUGUGUGUCUGUGUAACGUUGGUUUUGGUUAUAGGCAAAACUUGGAAGACUUUCGGAGUUCCGCGACACUAACAACAUGGUCAUCUCACUCUUCGGGUUCGACGUAUGUUUCCCCUCCCUCUCACGCUCGGGAUUCGAGAAUAUUCUGAACAAUGGUCAACGGGUAUUUUCUUCCAGAUGGAGAAAUUGAUCAAGAAAGAGCUGCGCAACCCGCUCCGAAAGUGUGGCGGAUUCUUGAAACGUCGGAACAACACGAACAACAGUGGCGCAGGAUCGUCCAGCUCUUGA
Messenger RNA from Caenorhabditis sp. 36 PRJEB53466, 4530 nucleotides. The record is from the annotation of a GenBank genome assembly. NCBI's taxonomy places the organism in Eukaryota, Metazoa, Nematoda, Chromadorea, Rhabditida, Rhabditidae.